Molecule: messenger RNA, 1938 nt
Organism: Styela clava
Lineage: Eukaryota; Metazoa; Chordata; Ascidiacea; Stolidobranchia; Styelidae
Product: meiosis-specific nuclear structural protein 1-like
Biological process (GO): cilium organization
Cellular component (GO): motile cilium
Source: RefSeq, a predicted model, not a curated record
UAUUUCCAGUUAACUUGUUUAUUUUAAAAUUUGAUUGUUUAAAAGUGAUUUGUCAAUCUCACUUGGUGGCUCUAUCUACUAUAAUACGGGUUUAACUGUGGAAGUAGUGGCCUUGAAGCCUUUACAGAAUUCAUUAUUGAGCCAUCACAUUAGACUAGAAUCUAGCAAUGUUGGCGUCAACCAGAAGGACAGCGCUCACUCAUGCGCAGCAAGAAAAAAUGAGAGUAGAAAACAGAAGAAAAGAAAAUCUCCGAGAAGAUCAUUUGAAAAAUUUAAGAGAUGAUGCAUUAAUAAAGGCAAAUAUGGGAAGUGAGGAGAGGGUCGCUGAUAAACGUUUUAUUCGUAGAAUUCAAAAAGAAGAAGAGGAAAGAAGAAUGGAAGAAGGCAUAUUAAAGGCAGAACAAAAUCGUAGACAACGUGAAGCACAAAUGAUGCAAGAAGAAAGAAUGGCUAGAGAACUAGAAGUUUUAAAAUUAGAAAAAGUACGGGAUGAAAAAAUGAGACAACAGAUUAGGGAUAACAGCUUGGAGUUAAGGGAAUUGGAAGCAAAAUUGAAGGCAGGAUACAUGAAUCGUGAACGUGCUGCCCAAGUUGCAGAGAAGGAAGCAAUUAAAUAUGAAGGCAUGAAACGGGAUGCUGAAAUUGCUAAACUUAUGAAAAAAGAACAUGAGAGAGCUGGUGAAGCCGAACAAGCCAGAGAAACGGAAAGGUGGCAAGAAAGUGUUCGAUACCAACAAGAACUGGAAAGACAACUUGAAGAAAAAGAAAGAAAGAAGCAAGAAGCUUAUGAAGAAUUCCUGAAAGAAAAAUUGAUGAUUGAUGAAAUUGUUAGAAAGAUUUAUGAAGAAGAUCAAAGAGAACAAGAAAUGCGCCUUGAGAAACAAAGAGCAACUCAAAGAUAUAUUGAGGAGUUUAAGAGAAAGAGAGAGGAAUGGAGAAGAAUGGAAAGAGAGAGAUUGGAGGAAGAGAACAGGAAGAUACUUGCGUUUGCCAAUGUUCAACAAGUCCGAGAACAAGAUCGGAUGCUCAAACAAAAAGAGAGAGAACAAAACAAAUCUGAAGUUCAGCAGAGACUUGCUCAAAAGAUUGCUAGAGAACAGGAUGAAAAGGAAGAACGUGAGAGAAUUCUGCUUGAACUUUAUUUGGAGGAACAAGAAGAAGCUGAAAGAGAGAAAGAAAAGGCUGAGUUGGAACGUAAAUUGCGCCAGAGGAUUGAACUUCAGCAAACACACGCUGAGCAGAUGCAAUUCAAGCAAAUGCGAAUGCAAGCUGAAUUACAAGAAGAGGAAGAGUUUAGAAGACAAAUGUUGGCUAAAUUUGCUGAAGAUGAUCGUAUUGAGCAGAUGAAUGCUCAGAAACGUAGAAUGAGACAACUUGAACACAAAAGGGCUGUUGAGAAGUUAAUUGAUGACAGAAGGAAACAAUUUGAGGCUGACAGGGAACGGGAGUUGGCAGAAAGGCGUGAAGAAGAAAGAUUAGAAGCAAUGAGAAGACAGAUUAUUGAAGAAGAAAGACAGAGAUUACUUAGAGAACAUGCUACUAAGUUACUUGGAUAUCUACCUAAGGGUGUACUGGUCAACAGCGGAGAUUUGGACAUGUUUGAUGAUGCAUUCAAGAAAGCUUAUACCAAGAGACAAGUUGAUCCAUUUUCUGAUGACAACUGGGAAUGAAAUUCCAAUACUUUGUGUUGAAAAGACAUUUAUUAGUUUUUUAUUGUCUGUUAUACAUGACUUUGUCCUUAUUAUUUGACUUUGGUCACUCAAGUAUCUGCCAUGGAAUGACCGAGACUUGAAGGCCCAUGCUCACUAUAUCCAACUGUGCUUUUGUGUUACAAUUUGAUAUGUUAGGUUUUUGUCCAUUUCAUGUUAUAGUCAAACGUAAAAUGUGGCCGCAUUGAUUUUAUGAUCCACUGUUGUAAAUACAAUCUCACUUCGAUAA